GGACGCGGACGCGGAGGCGGACGCGGACGCGGACACGGGCGGCGGUUCCGACGGGAGCCCAGACUUUCCCAUGGCCUCGCUGUACGUGGGGGACCUGCACCCGGAGGUGACAGAGGCGAUGCUGUACGAGAAGUUCAGCCCGGCGGGGCCCAUUCUGUCCAUCCGCAUCUGCAGGGACAAGAUCACCCGCCGCUCCUUGGGCUACGCGUACGUCAACUACCAGCAGCCGCUGGACGCCAAGCGGGCCCUGGAGACCCUGAACUUCGAUGUCAUCAAGGGCAGGCCGGUGCGCAUUAUGUGGUCCCAGCGGGACCCGUCGCUGCGCAAGAGCGGGGUGGGCAAUGUCUUCAUCAAGAACCUGGGCAAGACCAUCGACAACAAGGCGCUGUACAACAUCUUCUCGGCGUUCGGCAACAUUCUCUCCUGCAAAGUGGCCUGCGACGAAAAGGGGCCCAAGGGCUACGGUUUCGUGCACUUCCAGAAACAGGAGUCCGCCGAGCGCGCCAUCGAUGCCAUGAACGGCAUGUUCCUGAACUACCGCAAAAUUUUCGUCGGCAGGUUCAAGUCGCACAAAGAACGAGAGGCCGAGAGGGGGGCCUGGGCCAGGCAGUCCACCAGUGCUGACGUCAAGAAUUUCCAGGAAGACACCGACGACGGGGCCACCUUGCGAUGAAGACGGCCCAGGAGCGAGCCAGCCAGCAGAGCCAAACCUUGGCUCCCACCCGGUGAUACAAUUUCAUGGUAGACACAUCAGAAAGGAGAAGGAAAUCAGAUGAGGGGAAACAACCAACAGAGUAAUUGCUCCCCAUGAUCCUGCUACCCAGAGAGAGAACCACUUUUACCUUUUGGUGUGCUGUUUUUCCAGGCUCUCUUCUCUCCCUCCCUCUCCCUCCCUUCCUCAGCCCCCACCCCGGCCCCAGCCCCACCUCCCCUUUUAACAGAAUGGUUCAUGUAUGUGGGGUUUCUUAACCUGCUUUUUCAGAAACUAAAACCAAACAAAAACCAAUCCACUGAACUUCUUUCCGUGUUAUUCAACAGGCUCCCCCAACGUCAUCUUCAGUGCCUGCAGAGUGUCUCCAUGGACCUUAACAUUUCUGUAACCAUUCCCGCCUUGUGGGACAUUCAGGUGGUGCCUAGGUCGUUCCCUAUGUCUAAGCCCAACACCGCGUGCUCUGAUGAGUGAACCCUUCCCUGUCCAGCCAAAUCUUCGCUAGCAUAGCAGAUGGUCAUCCAAACUGUGGACUUGCAGGGUCCACAUAUGGACACACCUUAAAGACUUUCCCUGUGUGUUGCCGAAUGGCCCCUUCAUAACUAUUGUACCAGUUUGCAUUCAUGCCAGCCAGCACAGCUACUAAAAGACAGUAUGCCCAUUCCCCCUGCAUAGUCUCCUGGUCCCUGUAAUUUGGUGUGCUGUGUGCUGUGUGCUGUGUGCUGUGUGCUGUGGUGUGUGUGUGUGUGUGUGUGUGUGUGUGUGUGUGUGUGUUGGCCAGCCUGAUGGGCUACAAAGGGCAUUUUGCUGUCCUUGAUUGUUUUGCUGGAUUGAAAUACUCUUUAUCACCUCCCUCCCCUGUGCACACUUCCUGCCCUUCUCCUCCUCCCACCCCCCACCCCACCCCACCGUCAGAAAAAUAACAGCUUCAUUGCAGGAAAAAAAUAAAAAAUAAAAUCACAAAGCAGACAAGUUAACAGAAGAAAAUUAAUGUCACCAGUCAUCGAUCCUAAUGACCACUCAUACCUUCCUGAAAUCAUUUCCGUCUGCACCUGCCCAGUGUUUUUCAUGUGACAGAUACGUGAAUUCUGAUGUAUAUACUGUUUCAAUAUCUGCUUUUUCACACAUAAAUAUAUAACAUAGAUACAGAUGUAUAGUUAGAUAUUCUUGAACUUCCUUUCAUGUCAUUAAAUAUUCUUCUAAAAUAGUUUCCAUGGCUGUUUAGUGUUCCAGUGGAUGGCCUGACACAGGAACAGAUAGGGGUAUGUGUGCACCCCUAUGUGUAUUCAGAUCCGUAGCCCUAUGGGGCUGUUUCUUUUCACUGCUUCCUCAUGGUUGAACAUCUGGGUGGUUUCUGGUUUUUCUUUUUCUUUUUUUCUUUCUGUUCUUAUCCAAACCCAAACUGCUAAUAAUAUCAUAGUGCACGAACCUUGCUUACAUUCAGCAUUCUUUCCUGAACAGACAUUGCUAACAGAAGAAUUGAGCGGUCCAAGGAUAUGGAAGGUUUGGCAGGGAAGUGUAUUAAUAAAUGGCCAUAUAGAAUGAUAAGUUUAUCUUUGUAAUAUGCACCAGCAUUCAACAGGACCCAGUUUUAUCUGGGAAAGAGGAGCUUUUUUGUUUCAUUUAUUUUAAACAUUUUAUACAACUUGUACAUGAUUAUAAUAGAAAAUAUUUUUACGAACUUGUUAAUGUAACAAAAUAAAGUCAAUAUCCUAAUACCAUUCCUAACACCACUACUUGACAAAAUACAUUUUUAAUGAAUAGAUAUCUACAUACCUUCAUAUUUGUAAUGAACUAUGUGUUGUUUCACUUUACCAGUCCUGUGGCACCACAUUUCUAAAUCCCUAAAUAUAUUGUUUUAAUUACAUUGUUUCAUAAUAUUCCACCACAGAGAUGAGCUAUAAUUUCUACCAGCAAGUUUCCUAGUGGUAUGUUUAAAAUUGUUCUGACUUUUUACAUGUAAGAUCAAUUCUAUGAUGAACAGCUUUGUACCUGAAUGUCUUGGAACAUUUUAUUGCUUUCUAUUCCUUACUGUUGUAAUUUCAGGAUGAUAGUUGUGGACGUGCCAAAUAUUUUUCUUGGUCUGUUGCCAAAUGUUUCUCCCUUAAAGUUUAUAUCAAGCAGUAGUUUAGAAGAGUGCACACAUCCCUGCCCAGCUUUUUUAAUUGUUCAAAAUAAUUUUCAAGUUUUGUGAAAUUGAAAUGGUUUAAACAUUUUUUUUUUAAAGAUUUUAUUGGGGAAGGGGAACAGGACUU
Messenger RNA from Rhinolophus ferrumequinum (greater horseshoe bat), 2964 nucleotides. It is a transcript of the gene PABPC1L2A, whose product is annotated as poly(A) binding protein cytoplasmic 1 like 2A. The coding region runs from base 71 to 673 and encodes 200 amino acids. NCBI's taxonomy places the organism in Eukaryota, Metazoa, Chordata, Mammalia, Chiroptera, Rhinolophidae. Gene Ontology annotation, cellular component: cytoplasmic stress granule; cytosol; ribonucleoprotein complex. Gene Ontology annotation, molecular function: poly(A) binding; mRNA 3'-UTR binding; poly(U) RNA binding. The transcript is spliced from 2 exons. The record is from RefSeq and is a predicted model, not a curated record.